Messenger RNA from Anthostomella pinea, 399 nucleotides. The record is from the annotation of a GenBank genome assembly. Lineage: Eukaryota; Fungi; Ascomycota; Sordariomycetes; Xylariales; Xylariaceae.
AUGCGAGUCAAGAUCAGCAAAGCAGUCAAUACCGAGCUCGAGGUCUAUAAAGCCCUCCAGGGAGAAGACAUUACGCCCCAGAUUCUGGCGAUCGUUAACAACGAGGGCAAGAGGGUUGGCUUUGUUUCUCCGGACCUGAAGCACGAGGGUGCCCGCGUGAUGAAUCCAGCGGACGAGGAGGACAGGGAUGCAUGCCUCGAAGUCCUAAAUGAGAUGCACAAGAAGGGCUGGGUGCACGAGGACCCGCAUUCUGAUAAUUUCCUCAUCUUGGACCGGGGGAUCUUGUCUAGGAAAGUCUAUGUCAUUGACUUUGAAACCGCUCAAAGAGCAACUCCCAGUUUGAUCGAAGAUGACGUAGACAAGUUCCAAUUCUUUUGGGAACAAAGGGCGUAUGGUUAA